AUGUCUGGAAUUCAGCAUGCAUCCAAUCAAAGCAUCAAACCUUUUAAAUCGAGUGAGGAAUAUCUCUAUGCCAUGAAAGAAGACCUGGCAGAAUGGCUUGGAGAUGUAUACAGCAUGGAGAUUGACGUGAAUAAUGUUUUGGAGGUGUUAGAGACAGGUGCGCUGCUGUGUGCCCACGCAAAUAACGUGACACGCGUGGCGGAUGAUUUUGUGAAGAGCAGCGGACCCACGGAGGUCCAUCUGCCCGCUUCUGGAGUCACUUUCGUCAGCUCUGCCCAUCCAACAACAUUCCUGGCUCGGGAUAAUGUCACCAAUUUCAUCAACUGGUGUCGAAAAGAGAUGGGCAUUCCAGAUGUAUUGAUGUUUGAGACAGAUGACCUUGUCCUGCGUAAGAACGAGAAGAAUUUUGUGCUGUGCCUUCUUGAGGUGGCCAGACGGGCCUCUCGUUUCGGCAUGGCUUCACCAGUCCUCAUUCAGCUGGAGCAGGAGAUAGAGGAAGAGAUUCGCGAAGAGAUGGAGGACUUGCCUGCUCAGCCCAAACCACAGAGGAGCCUAAUAAACAUCCAGAAUCUGGAUGAGAUGGUCCAGCUUUUGAUAAGCCGAUGCACCUGCCCAUCCCAGUUCCCCAUGGUGAAGGUAUCAGAGGGCAAAUACAGGGUUGGAGACUCCAACACUCUCAUAUUUGUGCGGAUUUUGAGGAAUCAUGUUAUGGUGCGAGUGGGCGGAGGAUGGGACACCCUGGAGCACUAUCUCGACAAACAUGAUCCCUGCCGCUGCACUUCUCUCAUACAUAAGUUGACCACACACCCCGGUACUCUGGUCCAUGAGAUCAAAGAGCGGUUAACCGCAACACAACCUGAUGGCCAGAGUGCUUCUCAGACCACUCUUAUGCUGAGCCGAACUCAGUCCCCUCUUCAGCCAGUUGUCUGGACCCCUUCAGCCGCCUACAGAGCCCAGAGAGGAAGGCCCUCUCCCCCACGCUCCUCCUGUUCCCCUGACCCUGAACAUCAGCCCAGCCGCCGGAGAAACAGCCCCUCUCCUAACAAAUUAAGAGAGAGACCAAGUACUCAAUCUUGUGUGUACACUUGUGCUGACAGUAAAGACAGCUUGAAAACAAACUCCUCCAGCAGGAAAGGCAGAGAAGCAAUAAGGGCGUCACCAGCACCUCGCCUCACGAGCAGUCUUCCACGGGCCACCUAUCAUCCUACCACACCACAGCCUGAGAUACAGCGUCCUCAAACUCCUCUAGUCCUUCAGAGGAAUGCCAAUCAAAUCCAACCUCAGCAAGUGCCUGAGAAGAAUCUGGGACAAACAUGGACCAAAUCACAGUUUGUUUCCAAACUGAGACAAAAUUCCACACUUGGAUUAAAAGGACGAGAGAACCAGGACAAAGCGCACCUUGUCUCAGACCCACAAAAAAGUACAGGAAGGACCUUUCAGAGUCCUCUGAGAAAUACACAAACAUGUUACAAACCUCCGAACAUCACCAUUCACGAUCCAGAGGACACUGGGGGUCCCAAAAAGAGUUCACAUUUCAGCCAUACCUUUUCUCCUUUUAAAGGGCUAGUGGGGGCCCUUUCAGAAGCACGACACACCAGACCUAGAACACCAGCUAAGAUCUCUCAAGAAGAGUCCCCAAAUGAAAUUAAACAUAUUCUGGAUAUAAAUGAGAAAGGCCAAACUGAACAAAGAGCAGAUAGAUCAGUCAGCAGGAAGGUACAGCACUUGGCCCUACCGGUGCUGAACAUUGUGCAGUCUCCUCACAUUAACAGCUCAAGUAAAUCUUCCGAACGCUUCCUUGAUUCUCAGAAGUCUCAAAGAGAUUUAGGAGGUGAAGAGGGAGGCAUUGAGAGAAGUUACCUCUUCACUCCUCCUCCUCUCAGCCCUGCUCAGGAAGCCAUAGUCUAUAAGAGCCUAGAAGAGGAAAUCUUGUCUAAUCUACAGCAGCUAAGCGUUGACUCAGAAACUAGCACUAGCUCUGAUGAGAAGAACCAUGAGAAUCCCAACAAUUCCAGAGAGAUUCCAUUUGACCAGUGUAAAAGAUCUAACAGAUCAGCAAGUCUUGAUCGAGCGACACCCAACAGUGGAAACAGGGCUUUUGAUGCAGUCAUUGCUGAACUCUCUGGUGGCCAAAGGAAGUUGGAGAAGGUGUCAGUCGAGAAGUGGGUGAACACUCUUCACGGUCUCAGAGGGAAGGUGGAAGAAGACCACGUUACCACACAUCACCUUAAGGUCUCUAAACCUUGUAUGACCAGUUCUUGGUCCUCAUUGGGAUCCAGUAUAGAUUCAAAGGAGACUGCUGAACUUGUGAAGGUGCCAUUUGACAACUCCAAUGCUGAGACCAAAAUUCCUCAUGGAAAAGUGUCAAGUUUAGAUACUGAACAUGUUAAAAAACAGAGGAGUUCUUUAUUCAGACAAAGGAGAUCCUUAAGGAAGCCAGAAAGAGUGCCAUCAAUCUUCAAGCUAAAACUAAAAUCCUGUGUGCGACCGAGACGUGAUCACAGGUCUGACCAAAAGCCUUCAAAGAUCCCAACACCAGUUUUCUACAAAAGAACAAGCAGUAACGAGGGACACUCUCACAACCAGAGAGGAAACGAUUCCCAACGUGGGCUUUUUGGCACAGUCAAGCUUCGAGGAAACACUUGGACUAAACCAAACUCCCAGGUCGCAAUACCAAGUACAACAACAUGCCAAAGAUCAAACAAGGAGCCACAUGCAGAUCAAGAUCUGGAAUCCUAGGUUUAACCGACAACUCAGAAAUUCACAGUUUUGUCAUUUUAGAGUUUACUGAA
This is a messenger RNA of Sinocyclocheilus anshuiensis, 2792 nucleotides long. Its product is annotated as GAS2-like protein 2. Lineage: Eukaryota; Metazoa; Chordata; Actinopteri; Cypriniformes; Cyprinidae. Gene Ontology annotation, cellular component: microtubule plus-end; actin filament; stress fiber. Bases 1 to 2739 code for a protein of 912 amino acids. The transcript has 6 exons. Gene Ontology annotation, molecular function: actin filament binding; cytoskeletal adaptor activity; microtubule binding. The record is from RefSeq and is a predicted model, not a curated record. Gene Ontology annotation, biological process: actin crosslink formation; microtubule bundle formation; regulation of microtubule polymerization or depolymerization.